Messenger RNA from Arctia plantaginis, 696 nucleotides. The record is from the annotation of a GenBank genome assembly. NCBI's taxonomy places the organism in Eukaryota, Metazoa, Arthropoda, Insecta, Lepidoptera, Erebidae.
AUGACUUCCAUCUGGCUACUGUUAGGAAUCGCGAUAGUCGCACAAGCGCAUAUUGUGAAAAAAGUUCAUAGCGAUGACGCGGAAUUGCCCGAUGAACUAGAAUGGCCCGACGAAUAUACACUAAAAGCGAUGAGAAUGUCCCUUACUGACAAUGUUAUCGAAAACUAUGAGAUUUGGAGAACGGAAAAAUCCUCAAGGAUAGAUUAUAACGACGGCUAUGUGAAAUCCAUUGUGCUUACUGAUGAUAAUUAUCGCUAUGGUGUUAAAUACUCCAUUCAUCCCGAGGCAUCAAAAUCUCAAGAUGUAGAAACAGCUUGCGCCAGCGUAAUUGGUGAUAAAUACGAUUCGAUAGGACCUGAAACAAUCCUACCACUUGAAGCUUACAAUUACGAAUCUGCCGAUUCGGGUUUCCCCUGGCUGCGACGGUGGAAAUUUAAAAAUGCUGCGUACAGUGGGGAUUGGGGUAGGUCUACCCACUGGGAAAGCAAAGAACAAGAACUAAAUCAUGAAGUUACCUUAGUUGGUUACGGUGAACGCGAUGGUGACACCUUCUGGAUCCUGAAGAACUCCUGGGGACCAACCUGGGGUAUCGGCGGGUACAUGUACAUAUCUGCCCGUGACAACAACUGCGGUGUUGCGACUGAAACCAACCUACGUCGUUUUCUAAAUAAAAGAUUAUAUCGAUUAAAAACGUGA